Messenger RNA from Trachymyrmex cornetzi, 470 nucleotides. RefSeq lists its product as uncharacterized. The transcript is spliced from 2 exons. The record is from RefSeq and is a predicted model, not a curated record. The annotation marks the transcript as partial. NCBI's taxonomy places the organism in Eukaryota, Metazoa, Arthropoda, Insecta, Hymenoptera, Formicidae.
CCGUAGCGACAUCUUCCUGAACUCGUUUGAACCUUUAUUUCGUGCUCUUUUGCGCAAUAUAUACUUUACCAGCACAUUGUGUAGUUUACGUCAGCGAAUUUAUUAUUUUUACAAUGAGUGCCAAAUUCUUGAAGCGGCACGAGGCAGUGUUUUUAGUGAACCAUGCGAAAGGACCGAAACUGUCGUAUAAAGCGGCUGCAAAAUAUAUACGGAAAUCGGAGGCAUUCGUCAAGAAGUGGGUGCAGCGAUAUUUGGAGGUUGGGAAUGUAGACGAUCUGCCGGAGAGGGGAUUAUCCCGCGCAACAACAACGAAGGAGAAUAAAGCAAUCCUGCGUCUCUUUCAAGAUAAACCAGGCAUUUCGCUGCGCUGUGCUCAAAUAAAACUUCGUAAGAAAGGAAUUGCCAUCUCUCUAAUGGUUCUGAUAGAAGAAGUUGGGUGUUGCAAGAAGACAAUGAUCCUAAACAUCGCA